Molecule: messenger RNA, 1197 nt
Organism: Vicia villosa (hairy vetch)
Lineage: Eukaryota; Viridiplantae; Streptophyta; Magnoliopsida; Fabales; Fabaceae
Exons: 1
Coding region: 1-1197 (398 amino acids)
Source: RefSeq, a predicted model, not a curated record
AUGUUAAUCUCAUGGAACAUUAGGGGGCUAAAUAAAACUGGGAAAAUAAGAGAGAUAAGCUCCCAUCUCCUUAAAUUCCAGGCUGAGAUUAUCAUUCUUAUUGAGACUAGAGUCAAAAAGAAGAACUGUAAGACUGUUAGAGAUAAACUUCAGUUAAAAGGUACUUUUCUUGACAAUUAUGAGCAUCAUGAUAAUGGAAGAAUUUGGAUCCAGUGGGAUAACUCAAGGUUGGAUAUUAGACAUGUCUGUAGUUCUGCUCAAUUUAUCCAUUGUGGAGUUUAUGAUAUGAUGGGAGGUUUUAAAUUCUGGUUGACUGCAGUCUAUGCCUUUAAUCAGUUGGAGCAUAGGAAGAAUCUUUGGAAACAAAUGAUCAAUCUGCAGAGACAAUAUCCUGGACCCUGGUGUGCAAUUGGGUACUACAACAAUGUAGCUCAUGCCAAUGAUAGAAUGGGUGGUAAUAUGGUGGUGGAAGCUGAAUAUAAGGACUAUAAUGAUAUGCUGGGUAUUACAGGGCUCUGUGAGAUGGAUAGCAGAGGAAGUCACUUCACAUGGAGCAAUAAACAAAGUGCAAACCCUAUCUACUCCAGAAUUGAUAGGCUUAUAGCUAACACUGAAUGGUUUCAGGAUAAUGGCAGCCUUAUUCUGAAUGUUUUGAAUCCCCACAUCUCUGAUCAUGCAGCAUUACAUCUUAAUGAUCCUGGCAUUAAUAAAAUGAGGAAAAGGCCUUUCAGAUUUAAUAAUAGCUGGGUCAAUAUUGAAGGUUUUCAGGAUGUAGUGAAGGAGAACUGGAGUAAACCUAUGAAUGGAAAGCCUAUGGAAAUUCUGUGGAAGAAACUUAUGAGAUUGCAGCCUGUUCUUAGAGCUCUUAAUAGACCUGUAUCUGAUCUGCAGAAGAAGAUUGAUACAUCUAGAGCUAACCUGGAGAAGGCUCAGGAGGAGUUAAGGACCAAUCAGAUGGAUGCUGACAUUAUAGAGAAAGUUAAAGUUCAUACUGAGGAGCUAAUUACUUGUAAUGAUAUGCUAGCUAUGAGUCUUAUGCAGAGAACUAAGAUUGAUUGGAUAAAGAUGGGGGAUGAAAACAAGGCUUAUUUUCAUGCUUAUCUUAAGUCCAGGGGUAAUAACAAAAGUAUCCAAUUCUUACAGAGAGAGGAUGAUAGUUUUAUUACUAACCAAAAAGAUAUUGAAAUGAGUUUUUAA